AGAGCACACACUGGAGAGAAGCCUUUCAAAUGUAAUCAAUGUGGUAAAGUGUUUGCACAAAAGAGUCAUCUCAUAAGCCAUAGAAGAACACAUACUGGAGAGAAACCUUAUGAAUGUAACCAGUGUGGUAAAGCCUUUGCAAAAAACAGUACUCUCUUAAACCAUAAAAGAACACACACUGGAGAGAAACCUUAUGAAUGUAACCAGUGUGGUAAAGCCUUUGCACAAAUCAGUACUCUCUUAAGCCAUAAAAGAACACACACUGGAGAGAAACCUUAUGAAUGUAACCAGUGCAGUAAAGCCUUUGCACAAAAAAGUCAUCUCAUAAGCCAUAAAAGAACACACACUGGAGAGAAACCUUAUGAAUGUAACCAGUGUGGUAAAGCCUUUGCAGAAAACAGUACUCUCUUAAGACAUAAAAGAACACACACUGGAGAGAAACCUUAUGAAUGUAACCAGUGCAGUAAAGCCUUUCCACAAAAAAGUCAUCUCAUAAGCCAUAAAAGAACACACACUCGUGAGAAACCUUGGGAAUGCAACCAGUGUGGUAAAAGAUUUUCAUGUAACAGUCAUCUCCUAAUACAUAAAAGAACCCAUACUGUAAAGAAGCCAUAA
Messenger RNA from Meriones unguiculatus (Mongolian gerbil), 615 nucleotides. RefSeq names its product zinc finger protein ZFP2-like. Gene Ontology annotation, molecular function: DNA-binding transcription factor activity; RNA polymerase II cis-regulatory region sequence-specific DNA binding. The record is from RefSeq and is a predicted model, not a curated record. The transcript has 2 exons. The annotation marks the transcript as partial. Gene Ontology annotation, biological process: regulation of transcription by RNA polymerase II. NCBI's taxonomy places the organism in Eukaryota, Metazoa, Chordata, Mammalia, Rodentia, Muridae.